This is a messenger RNA of Danaus plexippus (monarch butterfly), 692 nucleotides long. RefSeq names its product larval cuticle protein 1-like. Gene Ontology annotation, cellular component: chitin-based extracellular matrix. Lineage: Eukaryota; Metazoa; Arthropoda; Insecta; Lepidoptera; Nymphalidae. Gene Ontology annotation, molecular function: structural constituent of chitin-based larval cuticle. The record is from RefSeq and is a predicted model, not a curated record. The transcript is spliced from 3 exons. The coding region runs from base 145 to 489 and encodes 114 amino acids.
CGGUUGGAGUUCAAGGGGCGUUCAAUGUGACGAAGCUACUUCUCCGCCGCUGGAGAAAGAAAUGUAUAUAAGAAAAGAAUCGCAGGUAAGGAUCAUCAGUUGCACAUUAGUUAGCCACACGUCAACAACUGCAUUCAAUCAACCAUGAAAAUGAUAAUUGUCGCCCUCGCCCUUGUGGCUCUUGUUGCUGCUGCUCCCGUAGAGAAGGAGUCCCCAAAGAUCAUUCGUUCUGAAUACGACCAACAGUCAAACGGUGCAUACAGUUACCAAUUCGAAUCCGAAGACGGUAUUUCCAAGAGUGAGGUAGCUGAAGUUAAAGAGGUUCUCGAUGAGGACAACAAGCCCCAGCUUAUUUUAGUCAUCCGCGGUAGCUUCUCCUACCCCAGAAACGACGGUGGUGUCGAGACCAUCAACUACGUUGCUGAUGAGAAUGGUUUCCGCGCUGAAGGUCCUUCCAUCCCUCAGCCCCCAGCUCCCGCCAGCAAAUAAAUGACUAAAUGACUCGGAAAGAUUUUGAAUAGUUGACUGUUUACAAUUUAUUAUUUAAUUACCAGUAUAUAUCGGAAAAAUAUCUUCCGAAGCUACAUUGCUGUGAUUUAUACUGUUAAUUGAACUUAAAACUGCCAUUUUUGUACAUUUAUAUAAUUGGUUACGUUAUUGUGACCAAAAUAAAUAAAUAGUAAUAUAAAAUA